CCCUCUCUCUCUCUCUCUCUCUCUCUCCGUUGAAAGGUCGAGGAGCAGCGGAGAAGUGACGCCUGUGGUGGUCAGGGGGGUUCGCCCGAUCGCCGUCGAUGUUGGGACUCAACGUGACGGCGCCACCGGCUGUGAGCCCGCCGCCGGGCAAGGAGCAGCAAGCGGCUGGGGUGGGGAUCCUCCUGCAGAUCUCUAUGCUGGUGCUUUCCUUCGUCGUCGGCCAUGUUCUCCGCCGUCACAAGUUCUACUACGUCCCCGAGGCCAGCGCUUCCCUCAUCAUAGGUUUACUUGUUGGUGGACUUGCUAAUAUUUCAGAUACUGAAACCAGUAUCAGGAGGUGGUUUAAUUUCCAUGAGGAAUUUUUCUUCCUUUUCUUGCUGCCGCCAAUUAUAUUCCAAUCAGGGUUCAGUUUAGCACCGAAACCAUUCUUUUCAAACUUUGGGGCCAUUGUCACAUUUGCUAUCUUAGGAACAUUUAUUGCUUCAGUGGUAACAGGGGUUUUAGUAUAUCUUGGUGGUUUAACGUUUCUGAUGUACAAAUUGCCAUUAGUUGAGUGCCUGAUGUUUGGUGCUCUCAUAUCUGCAACUGAUCCUGUUACUGUUCUGUCAAUAUUCCAGGAACUUGGUACCGAUGUGAAUCUAUAUGCCUUGGUGUUUGGAGAAUCUGUUCUAAACGAUGCUAUGGCAAUCUCCUUGUACAGGACCAUGUCAUCAGUUCAAAGUCAUGCCUCAUCAGGACAAAAUUUUUUUCUAAUUGUUGUGCGGUUUCUCGAGACAUUUGUUGGCUCAAUGUCAUCAGGGGUUGGUGUUGGAUUUAUUUCUGCUCUGCUCUUCAAAUAUGCUGGGUUGGAUAUCGACAACCUUCAGAACUUGGAAUGCUGUCUUUUUGUCCUUUUCCCAUACUUCUCUUACAUGCUAGCAGAAGGAUUAGGUCUGUCUGGCAUUGUCUCAAUACUGUUCACUGGAAUUGUCAUGAAGCAUUAUACCUUCUCAAAUUUAUCAGAAAAAUCUCAACACUUUGCUGCUGCCUUUUUCCACUUGAUUUCAUCAUUAGCAGAAACAUUUGUGUUUAUAUACAUGGGUUUCGACAUUGCAAUGGAGCAACAUAGGUGGUCACACCUAGGAUUUAUCUUCUUUUCAAUUAUCUUCAUAGGUGUUGCAAGGGCAGCACAUGUUUAUGUUUGUGCUAACUUGGUCAACAUGGCUCGACCAACAAGUCGCCAAAUACCUUUGAAGCAUCAGAAGGCACUGUGGUAUAGUGGUCUUAGAGGGGCUAUGGCUUUUGCACUUGCUCUGCAAUCAGUACAUGAUCUACCUGAAGCACAUGGCAAAACGAUUUUCACAGCUACCACUGCAAUUAUUGUUUUAACAGAGCCAUAUCAUACUUCUGAAGAUGUCAAUUACCUACUGCUUAGCUUUUCAGUGUAACACAAACAUAUUUUCUUAGCUAACCCUCAUCUUGGCUCUAGGAUGCUUUUUCAAGUAUGUCACACCAUAUUAAAGUUCCUAUAAGUUUGGUAAUUCAUAGAAUAACUUUCCUGAUCUGCAUGCAUGUACAAAUUUGGUCGUACAUAGGCCUUAUUUGUGCAAUAAGUCAUACUCUGUGGAAUUCAAAUAUGUCUAACUAUAUCUUUUUGUUGUUUAUUGUUAUGGAGCAUUGUUCUCGAAGUUGGUUACCUGGGCUAUAUUGUCAAGAAUUCUUUGCAGCAACCAUCAAUGAAGUUGAACUUGUUGCAUAAAGAUGGCACUUUAUAUACAUGCAUACAGUAGUGUCAGCAUGCAGUAUCUCUAUUGUAAUAAUUUUGAGGAUAGGAAAAGCAGUAGAGCAAAUUGAAAAGAUAUGGAAAAUGGAAUCUUGUGAGUCUAUGUUUGCUAGAGCCAGCAUGGAAGUGCCUUCUUGAGCUUGAAAUAUGAUGGAUAAUCUUCAGUAGAUUUUAGUGCUGAGAUGUAUUCUUCACUUAGUUAUAAAAUCAAAGCAAUGGAUCAUGGAAGGUAGUAUCCAGAAGUUUCUUUCCUGGAAUUUCUCUUUCUUCUUCUUUGGUGGUAGUUGAUUAUGUUCUUCCCAUUGUUUCAGAUGCUUCUUCUGAUGCACAUUCUCAUUUCCCCUACAUUUGAGCUAAAUGAUGUUCCAAAUUGGAAUAUUUAAGAUUAAAACAAUAAAAAAUGAAUAUUGUAAGCUUAUUUAUGUUUCUAUUCAGGGCAUUUAAGAUUCAGCCAAUAAGAUCAUUUAUUAUGCU
Messenger RNA from Musa acuminata AAA Group (dessert banana), 2236 nucleotides. RefSeq names its product sodium/hydrogen exchanger 6. Bases 99 to 1427 code for a protein of 442 amino acids. Lineage: Eukaryota; Viridiplantae; Streptophyta; Magnoliopsida; Zingiberales; Musaceae. The record is from RefSeq and is a predicted model, not a curated record. The transcript has 19 exons. Gene Ontology annotation, cellular component: endosome; plasma membrane. Gene Ontology annotation, molecular function: potassium:proton antiporter activity; sodium:proton antiporter activity. Gene Ontology annotation, biological process: proton transmembrane transport; potassium ion transmembrane transport; sodium ion import across plasma membrane.